CCGAGAUCGCCAGUUUCACGACGCCGAUCAGCUUGAAAAACCUCCCCAACAUCGAUUCAUGGCUCCUUCCAAAUCCCAACCACAUCUUUAAGCCCUAGGCACUACUUACCAGGAUCUCUGCAAAACCACCAGAAUCAAUGUCUUCGUCUUCCACUUCUAUAAUGGACAACUUAUUCCAACGAAGUCUCGAAGAUCUAAUCAAAGGCUUUCGUCUCCAGCUUCUCGGAGAAUCCAAUUUCAUUUCUAGAGCCUUAGAAGAAAUCCGCCGCGAGAUCAAAUCCACCGAUCUCUCCACUAAAUCCACCGCUCUUCACAAGCUCUCUUACCUCGCCGCACUUCACGGCGUCGACAUGUCUUGGGCGGCGUUUCACGCCGUCGAAGUCGUGUCCUCUUCACGAUUCCAGCACAAGAGGAUCGGUUACCAAGCAAUUACUCAAUCAUUCAACGAUCAGACCUCGGUUAUGCUUCUGAUCACUAACCAGGUGCGUAAGGAUUUGAAUAGUGCUAAUGAAUACGAGGUUAGUCUAGCUUUGGAAUGUUUGUCUAGGAUUGGAACUCAUGACCUAGCUAGAGAUUUGACUCCUGAAGUGUUUACUCUCUUAGGUAGUAGUAAAUCUUUCGUUAAGAAGAAAGCAAUUGGUGUGGUUUUGAGGGUUUUUGAGAAGUAUCAUGAUGCGGUUAAGGUGUGUUUCAAACGUCUUGUUGAGAAUCUUGAAAGCUCUGAUCCGCAGAUUUUGUCUGCUGUAGUUGGAGUGUUCUGUGAGCUGGCUACAAAGGAUCCUCAAUCUUGUCUUCCUUUAGCUCCUGAGUUCUAUAAAGUAUUGGUUGAGUCAAGGAACAAUUGGGUUCUGAUCAAGGUUCUUAAGAUAUUUGCUAAGUUGGCCUCCAUUGAGCCGAGAUUGGGUAAGAAGGUGGCUGAGCCGAUCUGUGAACAUAUGAGCAGGACUGUGGCAAAGUCUCUAGUGUUUGAGUGUGUUAGAACUGUGGUGAGUAGCUUGAGCGAUAACGAAGCAGCCGUGAAACUUGCUGUUGCUAAGAUCCGGGAGUUUCUGGUGGAAGAUGAUCCAAAUCUCAAGUAUCUCGGUCUUAACGCCUUGUCCAUUGUUGCUCCAAAGCAUUUGUGGGCAGUUUUGGAGAACAAAGAGGUUGUCGUCAAGGCUAUGAGCGAUGAGGAUCCGAAUGUUAAACUCGAGGCAUUGCAUCUCUUAAUGGCGAUGGUGAAUGAAGAUAAUGUAUUGGAAAUAACCAGGAUUCUUAUGAAUUAUGCACUCAAAUCAGACCCUUUGUUCUGCAACGAGAUUAUAUUUUCUGUCUUAUCAGCAUGCUCCAGGAAUGCAUAUGAGAUCAUAGUUGAUUUUGAUUGGUAUGUGUCUCUUCUUGGUGAGAUGGCUAGAAUUCCACAUUGUCAAAGAGGGGAAGAGAUAGAGCAUCAGUUUAUCGAUAUCGGUAUGAGGGUCAGAGAUGCUAGACCGCAGCUAGUUCGUGUUUCUUGGGCAUUUCUCAUUGAUCCUGCACUACUCGGUAACUUGUUCUUGCACCCGAUAUUAUCCGCAGCUGCGUGGGUUUCAGGGGAAUAUGUUGAAUUCUCUAAGAAUCCAUAUGAAACUGUGGAGGCGCUUCUGCAACCACGCACUGGUCUCUUGCCACCCUCCAUAAGAGCUGUCUACAUACAUUCAGCUUUCAAAGUUCUUGUCUUCUGUCUCGGGUCUUACUUCUCGUCUCAGGAUACCACUUCGUCAUCCUUGGCUCAGGAGUCAAGUUCUGGUUCUUCGUCGAUGAAUGCUUUCACACAUGGUUCUAUAUUGAAUCUGGUGAAUGUGAUUGAGCGUGAUUUGGGGCCGUUAUCUGAAACACAUGAUGUGGAAGUGCAGGAGAGAGCUAAGAAUGUUUUAGGAUUUAUCGGUAUGAUAAAGCAAGAUAUAGCUGAGAAAUUAAACCUCCAAGACAAUGAAACAGAAUCUUUUGGAGUCGCAGCAUUCAUGGAAGAUGUGUUCUCAGAAGAGAUCGGUCCUGUUUCUGCAGCUGCACAAGAAAAGGUUUGUGUACCGGAUGGGUUAGAGCUGGAAGAGAAUCUCGGCGUUCUGGAUGAGAUCUGUGGGGAAUUUCUUAAACCUGUGGAAUCGGAUUUGGUGUCAUACACGGACAUGAUCAGCUUUUCUGUCUCCAAACUCAGAAUCAGAGAUCAACAAGAAGCCUCUUCAUCUUCAUCUCCUCCACAUGAAGCUUCAUCUCUGCUAGCUGAACACCGCAAACGCCAUGGCAUGUAUUAUCUUACUUCUCAAAAGGAUGAUCCAGAUAGCAACGGCACGCACAGUGAUUAUCCUCUGGCAAAUGAAUUAGCAAACGAGAUAUCCCAGGAUCCAUUUAACCCCAAGAGAAAGCCGAACCAAUCUAAACCGAGGCCUGUAGUGGUGAAACUAGAUGAUGGAGAUGAAUCAAGAAUCACUCCUCAAGCAAAAACAAAUAUACAGACAGGUAAUGACGAUGAAUCUUUGUCACGUGCGAUCCAAAGCGCUCUUCUGGUAAAGAACAAGGGAAAAGAGAAAGACAGGUACGAGGAAAAUCCGAAUUCAAGACAACAGGAAAAAGAAGAGAGCUCGAGAAUUGAAAAUCACCAGAACUCAGAGAAGAAGAAGAAGAAAAAGAAGAAGAAUGGAGAGAGAAGUAGUAAGCACAAAUCACGACGGCGAAAUGAAGUAGCUUCUGCUUCAGAACAAGUUAUAAUCCCAGAUUUUCUCUUAUGAGUGAGUGAAACACAUUAUAAUCCCAGAUUUUCUCUUGUGAUUGAGUGAAAAACCAGUUUGUGUUUAUUUAGAAUCUGUUUAUGUUCUCAUACACAGAAACCAAAAAAAAUGUGUGUUGUGUAA
Arabidopsis arenosa is the source of this 2867-nucleotide messenger RNA. NCBI's taxonomy places the organism in Eukaryota, Viridiplantae, Streptophyta, Magnoliopsida, Brassicales, Brassicaceae. The record is from the annotation of a GenBank genome assembly.